UCGGGGACUGUCCUGAGGGGGCCUGGAGCUGGCUGCCCAGCGCGCGGGGUGGCGCCUGGGCCUCUGCCUCUGCUGUCUCCUCCGACCUCCUCCCCCUCACCUCCUGCUACCUCUGCUCGGUCACCUCAGGGACAAGAGCUGGCCCCUCCCAGGCCAGCGCAGCUUCCCGCAGCCACCCGCCCAGCGCUGGCGGUAAGUGGGGGCUGGGGUGCCAGGCAGCUCCUCGCUCCUCUCUGCCUUCCGGGGGCACUUGGCUUCUUGGGUGGGCACCUGGCCCCUCAAGGUCACCUGGGCCUCUUCGUGAACGACCUGGCCCCUCGUGGGGCUCCUGGCUGGCAGAGCUGGUGUGGCCACCCCUGCCCGCGGCCAAGGGCUCCCUUCUCAGGAAGGCUGAUGACUACAUGGCCCAGGGUGGGAGGGACAGUGGGUCUUCCGUGGCCCUCCUCCGUGGCCAGUGGGGCUGGUGAGGGGCCUGGUGAGCUGUCCCUGAGGUCCCUCCCCUGAGCCAGGCUGCCUUUGGGAGCCCCAGCCGUGGCCCAGCCCCCUCAAUGGACACAGCAGGUGAGCCAGGAAACCGAGGCCAGGCUGCGAGCUCCACCCUGCCGGGCCUCAGUCUGCCCCGGGAGGCCAUGAACGCCACGGGGGCCCCGCUGCCCCUGGACGCCUGCCACCAACUGGCGGCCGGUGGGCACAGCCGGCUCAUCGUCCUGCAUUACAACCACUCUGGCCGGCUGGCGGGGCGCGGGGGGCCGGAGGACGGCCUGGGGGCCCUGCGCGGGCUCUCGGCGGCGGCCGGGGGCCUGGUGGUGCUGGAGAACCUGCUGGUGCUGGCGGCCAUCACCACCCGCAUGCGCUCGCGGCGCUGGGUCUACUACUGCCUGGUCAACAUCACGCUGAGCGACCUGCUCACCGGCCUGGCCUACCUGGCCAACGUGCUGCUGUCCGGCGCCCGCACCUUCCGCCUGGCGCCCGCGCACUGGUUCCUGCGGGAGGGCCUGCUCUUCGCGGCCCUGGCGGCCUCCACCUUCAGCCUGCUCUUCACCGCGGGCGAGCGCUUCGCCACCAUGGUGCGGCCGGUGGCCGAGAGCGGGGCCACCAAGACGGGCCGCGUCUACGGCUUCAUCGGCCUCUGCUGGCUGCUGGCCGGGCUGCUGGGGCUGCUGCCCCUGCUGGGCUGGAACUGCGUGUGUGCCUUCGAGCGCUGCUCCAGCCUGCUGCCCCUCUACGCCAAGGACUACGUCCUCUUCUGCGUGGUGGUCUUCGCCUGCAUCCUGGCCACCAUCCUGGCCCUCUACGGGGCCAUCUUCCGGGUGGUGCAGGCCAACGGGCAGAAGGCCCUGCGCGCCCCGGCCCGACGCAAGUCCCGCCGGCUGCUCAAGACGGUCCUCAUGAUCCUGGUGGCCUUCGUGGUGUGCUGGGGCCCGCUCUUCUGCCUGCUGCUGGCCGACACCUUCGGCUCCACCGUCUGGGCCCAGGAGUACCUGCGGGGCAUGGACUGGAUCCUGGCGCUGGCCGUGCUCAACUCGGCCAUCAACCCCCUGAUCUACUCCUUCCGCAGCCGGGAGGUGUGCCGGGCCAUGCUGGCCUUCCUGUGCUGUGGGUGCCUCCGGCUGGGCCUGCGGGGCCCUGGGGACUGCCUGACCCGGGCCACCGAGGCCCACUCUGGAGCGUCCACCACGGACAGCUCACUGAGACCCAGGGACAGCUUCCGGGGCUCCCGGUCGCUCAGCUUCAGGAUGCGGGAGCCCCUGUCCAGCGUCUCCAGCGUGCGCAGCGUCUGAGGCAGCGCUGGGCACAGGCACCCGCCAGGCCCGCGGGAGGUGGCUCCUGGCCCUGCGGUCUUCCUGCUGAUGCCGAGCGGCUUUCCCCGGGGCCCUGGACAGGGCGGCCACUGUCCACCACGGCGGAGAGCACCUGCAGCAGGUGGCAGGUCGGCGAGGCCCCGGCUCCGGGGGGGGGCUCCUGGGCCACAGAGCUGCGGCUGUGAGGGGCGGGCUGGGGGGCUGAGGCCUGGACUGCAGGGACGGUACCCGGGUCACCAAGGAGCCUGUGUGCAGGGGGUGACGACGCGGGGGCGAUGGGCUGCUGGCUGUGUGCGGGGGCAGGUGUGUCCUCGCAGACAGGGUCACGCACGUGUGCUUGGGAGUGUGGUCCUGAGUGGGGGUGUGUCUGCCGGGGUGGACUCUGUGUGUGUGUGUGAGUGUGUGUGGCAGCCACUCCCUGCGCUGCAGGACACCAGGUAGGACGGUGACACGUGUCCUCUCUCUUCUCGGUCACUCCCCUUGGGGGAAUGGAUUUCUUCCCCAGCUCUACCUCUGCAUCUUUUGGGGACCAGAUGGGGGCCAGCCGGGAGGACGAGGCCCAGCCCCCUGGCCUGUGUUCCCUCCCCCACUGUGAACCCAGCUCAUCACGGAACCCAGGGGGACAGGCAGGUGCUGGCCAGGGCACCUGCACCCAGGGGGACCGUCCAGCGACCGCGGACGCGUUCUCAAGAGUGGAGAACAGAGCCGCCCAUGUCAGGACACUCCAUUGACCUAGUUUACGUUAAAUGGCAGCCGUGAGGCCUGGGGGGCUCCCUUGCCCGGCCAGCCCAGAGCUCAGGAGAGGGCUUUGGGAUGCCCCCGUGGGUGCUGGGCACCGGCAGCCCACCCAGGUGGCCGUUUCUCUGCCGCAGCAGUGGAGGUGGCGACUGGCGACCGGUUCCCCCGCUGCCCGGUGCUGUGCCCACCGGCCUGGCUACACAGAACUCAUUAAAACCAACAAACCUGAA
Messenger RNA from Marmota flaviventris (yellow-bellied marmot), 2770 nucleotides. RefSeq names its product sphingosine-1-phosphate receptor 4 (gene S1pr4). Lineage: Eukaryota; Metazoa; Chordata; Mammalia; Rodentia; Sciuridae. Gene Ontology annotation, molecular function: sphingosine-1-phosphate receptor activity. The record is from RefSeq and is a predicted model, not a curated record. Gene Ontology annotation, biological process: G protein-coupled receptor signaling pathway. Gene Ontology annotation, cellular component: membrane.